Molecule: messenger RNA, 986 nt
Organism: Mangifera indica (mango)
Lineage: Eukaryota; Viridiplantae; Streptophyta; Magnoliopsida; Sapindales; Anacardiaceae
Product: methyl-CpG-binding domain-containing protein 4-like
Exons: 2
Coding region: 119-688 (189 amino acids)
Molecular function (GO): DNA binding; zinc ion binding
Source: RefSeq, a predicted model, not a curated record
GUGCCAUUUUCUCAUUGGUUGUUGAACGCAUCGUUGAAACAAGACUGUUUGCCGAGAAAAUAAGUAAAAGAGGAAAGGGUUAAAAAAGAGUAAAAAUAGUUGCCGAGGGAAGAGAUUAAUGGGAGACAAGCAAGAAACACCUAAAACGGCGUCGAAGAAAUCACGCGGACCAGCUACAGCUGCCAGGUCUAUUGAUACAUAUGCAGCUCAGUGUGAAAAAUGCUUGAAAUGGAGGGUGAUUGAUAAAGCAGAAGAGUACGAGGACAUUAGAAGUAAAAUUACAGAUCAACCAUUUGUUUGUGAGCAAAGACCUGGUGUUUCCUGCAAGGAUCCUGCUGAUAUUGAAUAUGAUGCCACUCGAGUCUGGGUCAUUGACAAGCCUGGCAUCCCAAAGACCCCUGAAGGAUUUCGAAGAAGCUUGGUGCUUAGAAGAGAUUUCUCAAAAAUGGAUGCUUACUAUAUAACUCCAACGGGGAAGAAAUUGAGAACUCGUACUGAUGUAUCAUCUUUUCUUGCAGCAAAUCCUGAAUACAGUGAUAUACCCCCUUCAGAAUUCACUUUCAAUGUCCCAAAGAUAAUGAAUGAUACCGUUCCUGGAGAUGUCAGAAAGGGCUCUGCCACUGCUGAUGGUAAGAAAAGGGGGAAAACAUCACAGGCUAUUGUUUCAGCUGGAACUGCCGGGGAUUAACAGCUAGCUGCCUCACGUAUUUUUUCCUUGGGUCAUUUAUUUCUGUGGUUACAUUAUUGAAGAUUGAUGUUUUUGUAGUUAAGCUACUCUUGAAUCAAGAUUUAGUUUGGUGUAUGGUACAACCGAACUGUUAACCCAGCCUUGUCAUUUUGUGUACUAUCAGAAAGUACAGCUAGGAAAAAAGUGGUACAUUUGACUGAAUAUACUUGGCAGAACUAUGGCCCUAGGAAUAGCUGUUGAUAAUGGUCUUUGUAUGGUGGAAUUAUGUUCUAUGGAGUAGCUAAUUCUAUCGUACCAA